Molecule: messenger RNA, 2319 nt
Organism: Pipistrellus nathusii (Nathusius's pipistrelle)
Lineage: Eukaryota; Metazoa; Chordata; Mammalia; Chiroptera; Vespertilionidae
Source: the annotation of a GenBank genome assembly
AUGCCGCGGCAGAGGAGGAACCGAUCCAAAGACGCCGCCUCGAAGGCGCGGCAGGCCUCUCCCCGCUGCACGCGGCCCCGGCGGCGGGGCCGGGCGGCCGGGGCCCGGGAGCCUGAGUGGGAGCGGCCGCCGCGGGCGGAGGCGGACAGGCCGGGGCCGCGCAGGCCCGUGAGCGGCGGCUCCCCGCCCGGGGGCGCCCGGCCCUGCUCCCCGCGGAGGCCCGGCAAGCCGAGGGCGCACAACUGCGUGCCGCUGGAGGGCCCCCCGGGCUCGCUCCUCGGGCGCUUCCAGGGCCUCGGCUUCGUCCUGGAGCAGCUGCGCCACAAGGUGCACCUGCUGCGGAGGCGCCAGCUCUCGCUCCGCACCACCGUGGGCCUAGGUGUCUUUGUGGGAUUUAUGCACUGGAUACAUUUAUCAAUACUUUUUGAAAAUGAUCGUCAUUUUUCUCACCUCUCAUCUUUGGAACGGGAAAUGACUUUUCGCACCGAAAUGGGACUUUAUUAUUCCUACUUCAAGACCAUUAUUCAAGCACCUUCGUUUUUGGAAGGACUGUGGACGAUUAUGAACGACAGGCUCACUGAAUAUCCCCUUGUAAUCAACACAGUGAAACGCUUCCAUCUUUAUCCAGAGGUGAUUCUAGCCUUCUGGUAUCGCACAUUUGUGGGAAUAAUGGAUUUAUUUGGGAUAGAAACUAAGACCUGCUGGAAUGUCACAAGAGUCCAACCUCUGAGUGAAGUUGAAAGCUGUGAAGGAAUAGGAGAACCUGCUUGCUUUUAUGUUGGUGUGAUUUUUAUUUUAAAUGGAGUAAUGAUGUCGAUGUUCUUCGUAUAUGGUGCUUGUCUGAGUGGGACUCACAUUGGAGGUCUAAUUACAGUAUUGUGCUACUUUUUCAACCAUGGAGAGGCUACUCGCGUGAUGUGGACUCCACCUCUCCGGGAAAGUUUCUCGUAUCCAUUUCUUGUACUUCAGAUGUGCAUUCUAACUUUGAUCCUCAGAUCCUCGCCCAGCAGCGGGAGGUACUUCAUUGCGCUUUGCCUCUCCAACGUUGCCUUCAUGCUCCCCUGGCAGUUUGCUCAGUUUAUACUUUUUACGCAGAUAGCCUCAUUAUUUCCUAUGUAUGUUGUGGGGUACAUUGAGCCAAGCAAAUUUAAGAAGAUCAUUUAUAUGAACAUGAUUUCAGUUCUCCUUUGUUUUGUGUUGAUGUUUGGAAAUACAAUGUAUUUAUCUUCUUAUUAUUCUUCAUCUUUGUUAAUGACAUGGGUGAUAAUUCUAAAGAGAAAUAACAUUCACAGAUUGUGUGUAUCUGAACUCAACUUCUGGCUAAUUCAAUGUUUUGGUUGGUUUUGUGGAACAAUCAUUUUGAAAUUCCUGACAACUAAAAUCUUGGGUGUUUCAGAUCAUAUUCGCCUGAGUGACCUAAUAGCUGCGAGAAUCUUGAGGUUUACAGAUUUCGAUACUUUAAUUUACACCUGUGCUCCUGAAUUUGGCUUUAUGGAAAAGGCGACUCCACUGAGAUACACAAGGACAUUAUUGCUUCCACUUGUUAUGACGAUUACUUAUUUCAUCUUAAAAAAGGCUUUCCGUGAUGUUUUAUGUGUUUUAUCUUCAAACACUUAUCAAAGAAAACAGCUCCUUGAACAUGGUGAGCUAAUUUUCCACACAUUGCAGCUGAUAGCGUUUACUGCCCUCGCCAUCUUGAUUAUGAGGCUGAAGCUAUUUCUGACUCCGCACAUGUGUGUGAUGGCUUCCCUGAUAUGCUCCUGGCGGCUCUUUGGCUGGCUUUUUUACAAAGUUCGUUUUGAGAAUGUCAUCUUUGGUCUUCUCACAGUCAUGUCGCUCCAAGGCUUUGUCAACCUGUGCAGUCAGUGGAGCAUCCUGGGAGAGUUUAAUAAUCUGCCUCAGGAGGAACUGAUCCAGUGGAUCAAAUACAACACCAGGCCAGAUGCCGUGUUUGCGGGCGCCAUGCCGACCAUGGCAAGUAUCAAGCUGUCCACGCUGCGCCCCAUCGUGAAUCACCCGCAUUACGAGGACGCAGACCUGAGGGCCCGGACAAAAAUAGUUUAUGCCACAUAUAGUCGAAAAACUGCAAAAGAAGUGUGGGAUAAAUUGUUGCAGUUACAUGUGAAUUACUACGUUCUAGAAGAGGCCUGGUGUGUUGUGAGAACUAAGCCUGGUUGCAGCAUGCUUGAGAUCUGGGAUUUGGAAGACCCUUCGAAUGCAGCCAAGCCGCCCUUGUGCAGCACCUUGCUCAGGGACCCCCGGCCCUACUUCACCUUGGUGUUCCAGAACAGCAUGUACCGGGUGCUGAAGGUGGCCUGA